Molecule: messenger RNA, 4648 nt
Organism: Rhodamnia argentea
Lineage: Eukaryota; Viridiplantae; Streptophyta; Magnoliopsida; Myrtales; Myrtaceae
Product: G-type lectin S-receptor-like serine/threonine-protein kinase At1g61370
Exons: 18
Coding region: 1-4623 (1540 amino acids)
Biological process (GO): recognition of pollen; protein phosphorylation
Molecular function (GO): ATP binding; protein serine/threonine kinase activity
Source: RefSeq, a predicted model, not a curated record
AUGCUUCGGAUUGUGAGAAGGAAAAUAGAAGGAUUACCUUAUGGAGCACUGAUUGGGAGGAUUUUCAUGAAGAAAGGCAUCGACGCCUCUCGAGUGUUUAAAGAGCACCUCACUUAUAUUGUCAUUGGAAGGAAGACGUUGGAAAAGAUGAUGUUGAGGCCUCUACUAGAAGGUUGGAUAAAGUCAAGGGAUGAGAUUGUCAAGAUUGGGCAUGGAGAUGAUGAGAGAGCAGAAGAACUGUUAAAGGAAAGUGGUGGAGGAGAUGUCGAUUGUCGAGAUGUCGAUGGAGGUGGUGACCUAGGCGGUGGUGGCGGUGACAUGGAUGGCAGAGAAGGCAUGGGUGGUGAAGGUGUUGGAGGAGGUGGUGACUUGGGCGAUGGUGGUAGUGGCGGAGGAGGUGCAAGUCAUAUAGCUAGUGGUGCGGUUUACAAUAUUACUACAUCGGAGCCGCUCUUUCCAAACCAAACCCUCGUUUCCUCUGGCCAAAUCUUCGAGCUUGGGUUCUUCAGGCCGAAUGGGUCAGAAAAUCAGUAUGUUGGCAUAUGGUACAAGACCUUGGCGCCUUCUAAAAUCGUGUGGGUGGCCAAUAGGGAAUUGCCACUUGUGUACACAGAUCGGUCUGCGAAGUUAACGAUAGGCAGUGAUGGGAAUUUGAAGCUCAUGGAUGGACAACUGAGUGUAGUAUGGUCCACCAAUGUCUCCGGUCAGUUCAACAGUACGUCAGCAACGCUCUUAGAUACUGGGAAUCUUGUUCUACAUGGUGCAAAUUAUAGGGAAUUAUGGGGAAGCUUUGAGGAUCCGACAGACACUCUUCUUCCUAGCAAGAUCGGAGUAAAUGCCAGGACUGGGGAGAAACACAACUUAAUUUCCUGGACAAGCGACAGUGAUCCGUCCCCUGGAAGUUUCUCGACUGGAAUGACAUCAGAGACGCCACCUCAAGCUUUCACUUGGAAUGGUUCGACCCCGUACUGGAGAGGCGGGCAAUGGGACAAAUGGAAAUUUAUCGGCAUACAAAACAUGGGCCAAUCGUACUGGAGUGCAAUCAAUGUCCAGCGAGAUCCUCAGCAGGAGACCACUUACCUCUCUAUCGAUACUUACUCUUAUACUAAAAAUGGCUCAACCCCGCUCUUUUUAUACUUGUUUGUUUCACCUGGAGGAUCUAUUAAGCUUAUGUAUUGGGGCGAAGAAGCUAAGGCGUGGUUGACAUAUUGGGCGGGACCGAACAACACUUGCGAGAUUUAUGGAACUUGUGGUCCUUUUGGAGUUUGUAACCCAAUGAAUUUGCCUAUUUGCAGAUGCUUAGAUGGGUUUGUACCAAAGUCAAACAAAGAAUGGAACGGUGGAAACUGGACCGGCGGAUGUGUAAGAGAGACAGGAUUGAAUUGCCAGAAAAACACAAGCACAUCAGCUUUAACAUUCGUAAAGAAAGAUACCUUUCGGCAAAUGAGCCGGAUGAAACUACCUGACUCUGAGGACUAUUUAUCAGACAUUAGAGAUCAAGAAGGAUGUGAAAGCUGGUGCCUGAGCAACUGUUCUUGCUUGGCAUAUUCUUUUGUCAGCACCAUCGGGUGUAUGGUUUGGACUGAAGAAGACCUCAUUGACAUCGAGGAAUUUUCCACAGACGGGGAAGAUCUAUUUGUUCGAGUUGCACAUGUAAAAACAGGAGGAUCAUCACAGAAAGCAGUUCUUAUCGGCCUGAGUACUGUUGCCGGGACCAUGUUCUUUGCAGUAUUUGUUUUUGGUCUUUGCAAAGGGAGAGCUAAGAAAAGAGGAAACGCAUUGAAAGAGCAGCUGAAGCUAGAUGAUUCACUGGAAUUGACCUUUUUCAGUUUUGAUAGCAUACUACUUGCUACAAAUAAGUUCAGCACGGCAAAUAAACUUGGACAUGGAGGGUUUGGCUCCGUUUAUAAGGGAAAGCUGAGUGAUGGCAAGGAGGUAGCUGUGAAAAGACUUUCUAGUACCUCGGCCCAAGGAGAUGAAGAGUUCAAGAAUGAGAUCAUCCUAAUAUCGAAACUCAGACAUCGAAAUCUUGUUAAACUGAUGGGUUACUGCACUGAAGGAGAAGAAAAGAUUUUGGUAUACGAGUACUUGUCCAACAAAAGCUUGGACAACUUUCUUUUUGAUUCAAAAAAGAAGGCAGAACUUAACUGGUGCAACAGAUUCCAAAUUAUUCAGGGGAUUGCAAGGGGGCUUCUCUACCUACAUCGAGAUUCUUGCCGUAGGGUCAUACAUCGAGACUUGAAAGUGAGCAAUAUUCUUUUGGAUGAAAAGAUGAACCCGAAAAUUUCAGAUUUUGGGCUGGCGCGAAUGUUCGAGGGCACACAAGUGUUGGUGAACACUCACAAAAUUGUUGGAACACUUGGCUAUAUGUCUCCUGAGUACACCAUGGGUGGCAUAUUUUCCGAGAGGUCUGAUGUCUAUAGCUUCGGAGUGUUGCUACUGGAGAUUGCAUGGCAAUUAUGGAGUGAAGGCAAAGCAUUGGACCUAAUGGAUGAAGCAAUUGCUGUUAGCUUUCCAUUGGAGGUAAAAAAAUGCGUCCAGGUCGGGCUUCUCUGUGUUCAGGACCAUGCACUGGAUAGACCAAACAUGACGAAUGUGGUUCUAAUGCUAAGCGGUGAAUCAGAUCUUCCACAUCCAAGACAGCCUAUAUUCAGUUUCCAAACUGAAAAGCCAAAUCAUGCUAUUCCAUCGCAGCAAGAAAGCAUCUGGUCUGUUAACACUGUCACUAAUACAAUGGUCGAAGGAAGAGCAAGUCAUAUAGCCAGCAGUGCAGUUUACCAAAUUACUACAUGGGAGCCCCUUUUUCCGAACCAAACUCUCGUCUCCUCUAGCCAAAUCUUCGAGCUUGGGUUCUUCACACCGAAUGGGUCGGAGAAUCAGUAUGUCGGCAUAUGGUACAAGAACUUCACGCCUUCUAAAAUAGUGUGGGUCGCCAAUAGGGAUUUGCCGCUCGUCUACACGGAUCGGUAUGCCAAAUUAACGAUAGGCAGUGAUGGGAAUUUGAAUCUCAUGGAUGGACAACAGAAUAUGGUAUGGUCUACCAAUAUCUCUAGUCGGUCCCAUUGGACAUCAGAGGCGCUAUUGGAUUCUGGGAAGUUUAUUCUGCAAGAUGCAAAUAGCAAAAUAUGGGAAAGCUUCGAGAAUCCGACAGACACUCUUCUUCCGAGCAUGAAGAUGGGAGUAAAUGUCAGGACUGGAGCGCAAAAGUAUUUAGUUUCCUGGAGAAGCGACAGUGAUCCAUCCCCAGGAAGUUUCUCGACUGGAAUGACAUGGGAGAUGCCGCCUCAACCUUUCACUUGGAAUGGCUUGAUCCCUUACUGGAGAGGCGGAUGCUUAGAUGGGUUUGUGCCAAAGUCAACUGAAGAAUGGAACAGUGGAAACUGGACCGGAGGAUGUCUCUAUCGGGUGCAUGGAAGAUUGGCACAGAAAGUUAUCAUCGGCCUGAGUACUAUUGCGGGGACCGUGUUCUUUGCAGUAUCUGUUUCUGGUCUUUGCAAAUGGAGAGCUAAGAAAAGAGGCAAUUUGAGAAAAAUUCCAAGGCCCCGUGACUUGGUAGAUACACCGGAAAAACUGGGGGAACUGUUGCUAGGAAAUUCUUGGAAAGAGCAGUUGAAGCAAGACGGUUCACUGGAAUUAACCCUUUUCAGUUUUGAUAGCAUACUACUUGCUACAAACAAGUUCAGCACGACAAAUAAACUUGGGCAAGGAGGGUUUGGCUCCGUUUUUAAGGGAAAGCUGAAUGAUGGGAAAGAGGUAGCUAUGAAAAGACUUUCCAGCACCUCAGCCCAAGGCAUUGAAGAGUUCGAGAAUGAGAUCAUCCUUAUAUCAAAACUCCAACAUCGAAAUCUUGUUAAACUCAUGGAUUACUGCAUUGAAAGAGAAGAAAAGAUUUUGGUAUACAAGUACUUGUCCAACAAAAGAUUGGACAACUUUCUUUUUGAUUCAAUAAAGAAAGCAGAACUCGACUGGGGCAAACGAUUCCAAAUUAUUCAGGGGAUUGCAAGGGGCUUUCUCUACCUGCAUCAAGAUUCUUACCUAAGGGUCAUACAUCGAGACUUAAAAGUGAGCAAUAUUCUCUUGGAUGAAAAGAUGAACCCGAAAAUUUCGGAUUUUGGGCUGGCACGAAUGCUUGAGGGCACUCAAGUUUUGGUGAACACUCAAAAAAUUGUUGGAACACUUGGCUAUAUGUCUCCUGAGUACGCCAUGGGCGGGUUAUUUUCUGAGAAGUCCGAUGUCUAUAGCUUUGGAGUGUUGCUACUAGAGAUUGUUAGCAGCAAAAAGAACAGGGUCCUCUAUGACCAGGAACAACAUCUCAAUCUCCUUUCCUAUGCAUGGCAACUAUGGAGUGAUGGCAAACCAUUGGACCUAAAGGAUGAAGAAAUGGCUGUUAGCUCUCCAUUGGAGGUAACAAGAUGCAUUCACGUCGGGCUUCUCUGUGUUCAAGACCAUGCCAUUGAUAGACCAAACAUGUCAAAUGUGAUUCUGAUGCCAAGCGGUGAAUCAGAUCUUCCUCAGCCAAGGCAGCCUAAGUUCACUUUAAAAAACCGAAAUGCCAGAUCGUGCUAUUCCAUCACAGCAAGCAAGCAUCUGGUCUGUCAACACUGUCACAAAUACAAUGGUUGAAGGAAGAUGAUGGCUAUCUUUUCUC